Messenger RNA from Nymphaea colorata (pocket water lily), 2532 nucleotides. Its product is annotated as pentatricopeptide repeat-containing protein At2g02980, chloroplastic-like. The transcript has 2 exons. Lineage: Eukaryota; Viridiplantae; Streptophyta; Magnoliopsida; Nymphaeales; Nymphaeaceae. The record is from RefSeq and is a predicted model, not a curated record. Gene Ontology annotation, molecular function: RNA binding; protein binding. Gene Ontology annotation, biological process: RNA modification. The coding region runs from base 75 to 1607 and encodes 510 amino acids.
UUGGAACACCGGAGGUUUUUCCCGCCCUCGCCGCGAUCAUCCCGGCUUUUUGGCUGAUGUGAUGGCGAUGUGCGAUGCAGCCGACGGUCCGGCGGUCGGCGUGGCCGUCGCGGCUUCUGCGCUGCUUGUCGACAGUCUCCGGUGUGCCAACUACCGCCUUCGGUUCAGGUCAUCUUCUCUCCAGGCCUCCCCACCUUUUCUCUCUUCUGCAAUCUUGCUCGUGCCUCGACGCCUUCAACCAAGUACUGGCGCAGGUGUUCACCUAUGGCCUCUCCGGCGACCCCUUCACUCUCGCCCGUGCCCUCUCCUCCCUCUGUUCUCUCUCGCCCUCCUCCGACCUCCGCUACGCCCGCCUUCUCUUCGAACACACGGAGACACCCAAUGCCUUUUCGUGGAACACCAUCAUCAGAGCCUACUCUGUCCAUCCUCUCCACCAUCAGGAAUGCUUCUUUCUCUUCAUCAGGAUGCUUCUUAGCGGCGUUUACCCUGAUAAGUACACCUUUCCUUUUGUGUUAAGGGCCUGCUCAGCUGCUGCCUUCUCUGCCCAAGCUUCGGAUGAGGGUGGUUCUGAGUGGUUGUCCGCUGCCCGUCGGUUGUUCGAUGAAAUGCCUGAGAGAAGUACUGUAACUUGGAAUGCCAUGACUUCGUGCCACGUUAAAUGUAAAUGUGAGGUGCAAGGUUUGGUGCUGUUCAACAAGAUGCUGGUUUCGAGAGUGGAGCCAAACGAGGCUACGUUGGUAAAUGUACUCAUGGCUUGUGCUGCCACUGGGGCGAGAAGGUAUGGGAAAUGCCUUCAUGCUUACGUUCAGAGGAAGUAUAUGUGGAUGGCGAACGUUGAUUUGGGCACAAGCCUUAUUCAUAUGUAUAUGAAAUGUGGGGAUAUCUGUAGUGCGCUACUUGUAUUUCGCAGCAUGGUCGUGAAGGACGUUCCCGCUUGGACUGCUGCUAUUGGAGGUCUCGCAUUGCAAGGUCGUGGUAGCGAGGCCAUUGCUGUGUUUGAUCGCAUGGUUUAUUCCGACGUUAAGCCAGACGCAGUAACCUUCACCAGUCUCCUCCAUGCUUGCAGCCAUUCAGGCUUGGUAGGUGAAGGACUUCGCUUCUUCAAUCUCAUGGUUGAUGUUUAUGGAAUCAAACCAGGAAUUCAGCAUUACUGUUGCAUAGUUGAUCUGUUGGGCAGAUCCGGGCUGCUACUGGAGGCCCUAAAAGUUAUAAGGUCUAUGCCAUAUGAACCAAAUGCUGCCAUCUGGUACACCAUUCUUAGUUCUUGUGCAAUUCAUGGAGAUUUUGAGCUAGCAGAACGAAUAGCAUACCAAGUGCAAACAGGUAGAGAGGUUACGGAUGGUGCAUACUAUGUUCUUUUGUCAAAUAUGUAUGCUAAAUUAGGGAACUGGAAGCAGGUAACAAAAAUGAGAGAUAUGAUGGUCGAUAGUAAGGCUAACAAAGUUGCAGGUUACAGCAUGAUAGAGGUAAAUGGUAGUGUUAAUACUUUCUUGGUGGGGGAUGAUACACACGAGCUAACCCUGGAAAUAUAUUCUCUGCUACAUGGGAUCUCUCAAGAGUUAAAACUAGCCGGUCAUGUGUCGUUUGCGGUUGUUGUAAAUCAUUAAUGCAGCACGUACAGAUGGCUAUAUCAGACGUUGGUUAUUGAACUAACAGUAACUCUAUGAGCAACCUUUUUCGAGUGAUCAACUCUAAUGCUUCAGUCGCUUGGUUACAGUGAAUAGCUUAAAUUGAAAUGCCUUAGUCAAAAACUUGACGGUUAACUUGAGUAUGGAAACCAUAUUUUCAGUUAUAUGGGGUGUGCAAGUAAGAAUCUGUUCGGACGAUAGCAUAAGAAUAACUGGCUAGUACACGGUAAUAUAGAAUGAGAGGCAGUGAGUUGCAAUACGACAUGAAGUCAAUGGAAAGUUAUUGAGAAGCAUAUGCCAAGAGGAUGUGCACAUCCUUUAAAUGAGUACCUUGUUCGUUCAUACUGUCCUCCUUUGAGAUGACGUCUCUCUGUUUCAAGCCCCUUAGGCAAUUCCAGUUCUAAAUCAGAGACCACGUCCAUUGGUGAAACAUUAGUAGAUUCAGUGCCCAUGUCACAUAUAAUUAGUACGGCAAGCUGUAAUUCAGCUAUGUAUCACGGGUUAUACUGUUCAUGGAGAUGAUGGCAGCUUUCAGGAGAUGUGGUGAAUUGUAAUUUUCCCUUUUUUUCAUUCACAAGCAUCUUACACCCAUAAUUAUUGUUGGUGAUCCUACUCGUGCGCAAACUGGAAGCCCUCAUCCUUUUUUGAAUUCAGAAGAUCUUCGGCAUUCGUCGUGCGAGGACUGCAAAAUGAGAAAUGGAUAUGAUGUACCACAAAGGUGUUUAUCCUCUGUGAUAUCAUGUGUUUUCAGUCCGGCAACCACAAUAUCUUUUUGUAGCUGAUGGCUUUUCGGGAUGAUGUAAACUCGUUAGAAGUGAAGAACACGGAAACUAAAUGGCUUGUACAAAUAAGAAAUAGAGCAAAUUUGGAUUAGAAAAAGUUCAGGUUUCUUCUUGUCGGUAAU